AUGGAUACGAACAUGGUAUCUCCGAUGCCAGAAGUGGCUCCAAUGGCAGAAUUUGAUAAAUCGCCCCCCACGACGGCUCAUUCCAUUGGAAAUUCUCCAAAAAAGCAAAGCCAAUACGAAAAUGAUGAUUGGGGUUGUGGAAAUUGGUGCGAAUACAUGAUGGUCAUUACAUUGGCGAGCGUUCUUCUUGUUGGCUCAAUAACUUUGGUAUUAUUUUGGGCACUUUAUUAUAGAGGAGGAUUCGCAUGGCAGGAAAAUCCUAAAAAACAAUUUAAUUUGCAUCCCGUUCUCAUGAUGAUGAUGAUGGCGACCACCAUAUUACUCUACAGGAUUUGCAGGUGCUGCAGAAAAAUUUACGUGAAAUUAUUUCACGCCCUUUUUCACGCACUUGCCAUACCUUGCAUUGUCGUCGGAUUUUUAGCCGUUUGGGAUUUUCACAACUUGGGUCAACCUCCCAUACCAAAUUUUUAUUCCCUUCACAGUUGGUUGGGUUUGGUAACCUGUGGAUUGUUUAUCCUGCAAUUUGUUGUAGGAACAUUCAGCUUUUUGAUUUUACUAUGUUGUGAAGGUGCAACGGCUGCAUUUAGGGCAUCUUUAACGCCGGUUCAUUCCAGUUUUGGCAUAACGACUUUCAUGUUGGCUGUUGCAACUUGCCUCACUGGAUUUACUCAAAAAACGCUCAUUACAUUUGGAGAAACUUAUCAAAACUGGCCGGAAGAAGGAAUUAUAUUGAAUGCAAUGGGAAUGUGUUUAAUUGGUUUGGGAAUUCUUUUGUCUUAUGUCGUCCGAAGAGAUUCUCUACGAUUCAAUUAUAAAUAUAACGAAAGUGAAAAUUUGUAG
Molecule: messenger RNA, 840 nt
Organism: Pediculus humanus corporis (human body louse)
Lineage: Eukaryota; Metazoa; Arthropoda; Insecta; Psocodea; Pediculidae
Product: Cytochrome b561, putative
Exons: 7
Coding region: 1-840 (279 amino acids)
Molecular function (GO): oxidoreductase activity
Source: RefSeq, a predicted model, not a curated record